GGGGAAGGCAUGGGAGGAGGGAUUGAGGGGAGGAAUAGAGGGAGGCAGGGAGAGAGAAAAGCAGCAGGCAGGCGUUAGAGCAAGCCAGAGUGGGAGUGAAAGAGCAGCAGACUGCAGGGCUGAAAGAGAGCGAGAGAGAGAGAGAGAGAGCGAGAGCUGGAGAGAGAGGGAUAAGGAACGAGACAGAGGCAGCAAAUGAGAGAAAGAGAGGGGAGCACGCGCGCCCGCAAGAGAGAGAGAGAGAGAGUGUGUGUGUGCGCACUGCACAGAUCGAAACCAGAAAGGAGAGGGAGCAGGAGUGUGUGUGUGUGCGUGCGUGCGUGAGCGAGUGUGUGGGAGCGAUCAAGCGGUCGGAGUGCUCGGUAAUGGAGGUGCAGUCGGAGUGCGGGGAGCCCCCCGCUGACCCCCAGCCCACGGGGAAGAUCAACAAAGCCGCCUUCAAGCUCUUCGGCAAGCGACGCACCGGCUCGGGGAUGGCCGGCUUCUUCUCCUUCAGGAACAAAGGAGCCGUGAGCAACGGGAAUCCUUCCUCCUCCGAGAACGGCCACGGAUCAACGGCGGCGGCGGCGGCGGCGGCGGCGGAACCAGCGGUCCCUGUGGAGCUGGUGCGGAGCAAGACCCACGACGGGCUCCCCGCGGGGCCCGACGGCCCGGGCAGCGGAGAGGCACUGGGGGGAGGAGGUGGAGGACGAGGAGGCGGCGGCGGCGGAGGCGUCGGGGGCAGCCUGGAGGCCGUGCCCGUACGGUCGCUCAGCAAGUCCUUCAGCUUCUUCUCCUUCCUCCGCCGCGGCAGCCUGAGAACCGCCGAGAGCGGGGGGGCGGGGCUGGCCCGGCGGGGGCGGGGCCUGAAGGGCUUGUUCAGCAGCAUGCGCUGGAGACGCGGCCGGGAUAGGACGAGCGAGGCGGACGGGGGCGGCGGCGGCGGCGGGGAGGGGGCGGCGCCGGCGGACGAGGCCCGGGAGGUGGAGGUCGCCCAGGUGGAGCAGGGGGCGGACAUCACGCUGACCCUGGAGCCCCUGCCUCACCGGCCCCUGGAGGACGCCUCGGACCCCGAGCCGUGUGCCCACCACCAGACCCACGACUCCUCCCCCGGCAGCGUCUCGCCGCAGUUCGCCGCCUCGGCGGACGACGCCGGCGCCGACUCCUCCAGCCCCGCCUUCCCCUACACGCCCACCGACUCGCCGCUGCACGAGCCCCGAGGCCCCGAGGCCCGUGCCGGCUCCGGGGGCGCCGCGUCGCUCGCCACGCCGCAGCCGGAGCGCCGCGGCGGUGCCGCCGCGGCCGACCCGCCGUCGGAGCCGUCGGUGGACCGCCUCUGCUCGCUGCUCUUCACCGACGUCACCUCGCUCAAGAGCUUCGACUCGCUCACCGGCUGCGGCGACAUCAUCGCCGACACCGAGGAGGAGGUGCUGAGCGGGGCCAACGGCGGCAGCGGCACCAGCAGCAGCAGCAGCGGCGGCGGUGGCGGCGGCAACGGCAACGGGAACGGCGCCAGCGCGGAGGAAGGAGCCACGGGCAGGAGAACGGCGCCCACCUCUCAGGGAUCUCCGGCCAGGCGCCCGCUGCCCUCCUCCCAGUUGACCCGCUCCGCCUUCUCCUCCAUCGCCAGCUCGCCGCCGCCCUCGCUGCCGUCCCGGGCGCAGGUCUCCCCCCCGCAGCCGGAGCACGUGACGGGCAGCGGCGUGGUCGCCUACAUGGGAGGAGGGGAGGAGAUGGCCAGCCCGGAAGGGGUGGACGACGCCGACAUGCAGGGGCUGUGGCACAUGCUGCCCUCCACCGGGGACAACUCCCCGGCUCUUCUCAGACCCCACCAGGGAGCCACCACCGCCCUGUCCGUCAGGGACCGCAAGACCCCCCAGGUGAAGACCCUGGGCCUCAGCAAGAUCCCCGUGGUCGGAGCGGCAGGGAGCCGCGGCACGGCGAAGCCCCCCCCCCCAGCGGCCCACCAUCACACGUACGCCGCCCGCCAGCCCACCUCGCCCGGCGAGAAGGAGCUGCUCAGCGACGAGGGGUACUGGGACACGCCCACCGCCACGCCCACCGCCACGCCGGUCGACGAGGGGAUCCAGCGCAGCGAGAGGAUCAUCCUGUCGCGGGACAGCUGCUCAGGGGACAACCUCUACGACCUCUACAACGACCCGGAGGAGGAGGACAAGGAGGACGACCUGUCCAGCACGCCGUCCCCCUCGACCGAAUACAAACUCAGCCCCUCUUCGCAGACCACCCCGCCGUCGUCCUCCUCGUCGCCCCCGUCCUUCCGCUCGCUGAAGGGGAGCACCAGCCUGCCCCGGGACUCCAAGAUCCCCCUGAGCGUCCGGCAGUCCCCGCCGCCGCCGCACUCCGUCAGCCAAUCGUCCCUCCCCUCCGUCCUGGAAGCCAGCGCCGCGCAACCAAAGACCCAGGCUCCUCCCCCCGCACGCACGAGAAUCCCCGUCUCCAAAGUGCCAGUACGGCGCUCCGGACAGAACAAACCGGGAAACGCUUCAGGGGUACCGCCCACAGGAAGUAGUUUGCCUCAGCGGGGAGCCGUUGUCCCGCCCCCCCCCCGCCCCCCCCUCUGGACCUACAUUUAUAUAUCUCUAGACUGCUGUUACGACCGAGACAAGUGUUUUUCCCCAGACGAGGAAAAUGUUGAACUCCGGAGUCAACGGCCAAUAAAUUCCUCAAACAUCCUCAAAAAAUAAGCUGUUCCCAAAUGUUUUGGGUCACGGCCGUCUCCAGGAGCCUCUCAAGUUCUUUUUUUCUACUUCACUUGUGAAAGUCACAGGUACAUGCCAAAAACUGGUCUAUGAGCAUUUGUUUGAAAACCCUGGGAGCUUGAGAGGUUAACUCUUGACAAUCCGCUGACUUGGAAGUACUGAAUGGAAGAGCUGUUUUGAUUUGCUAUCUCCAUUUCCAGGCAAUUCUUUUUUUUCACAUUUUACUGCACCUUUUUUUACGACUUUUGCGUGACACGACUAGAUUUGUGGACGAUAGGGCCUGAUCAAAUUGAAGCCGUUUAUUUGUCAUUUGAACUGUAACAAACGACCUGCUAACCCUCUGAUAUUAUAGAUCCAACUUCUGAUCCUCUUUUCAUAAAACAGUCCCAACAGAUUUAGUGGGACUGACCCGUUUUUUGAAAGGCAAUAUAUAGUUCUUUUUUGAAGUAGGUCUAUCACAGAGAACGCAUACUGGCAUAUUAGCAUACACAUUAAGAACUGGGAGAUUCAAAUCUUCGACUAUCUCCCACUUCCCAGCAGGGCGACUAUCCUUGUAUGGAAGCAUCCCCUGCCUUACAUCUGCUGUGAUAUCCUUCCUCAGUGGGAGAGAAGGCAUUUCCCUGAACUGACAGAUCCAUCCUUUUGUUUUUGUUUUCGUUCAGUGUGGUUAUCCUGGAUGGGGAUCAGCUGCCUGGCGGAGUGAGAGCUCGGUUUAAAUCACAUUGUAUUGUGGGAAUAAAUCUGUUGGAAUGUCAUUAUUGCUUGGAUGGACCACCAAGGAAUUCUUGCCAAUGGAAAUCAUUGCAAUAAUCAAAAACUGCACAGCUGCAAUGGUGCUCUGAAUUGCACAUACACAUUAAUGCACCCCCCCCCCCCCCUUCUCAAACAUUCUCUAACUCUCUGCCUCUCUAACUAGCGAAACCCCCAAGGCAACAACAGUCAGGGAAACUCCUUUAAUCCUGAAGGAUGCUACAUUUAUACACAACAACAACACAUUAUUAUUCAAUUUUUGGACUCUUUUGAACUCUCUUUUUGUAGCAAACCCUGAGGGACUUUCGUCUCUGGGGGGAAGAAUUACACUUAGAACAUGCUUUUGCCCUAUUUAAAAAUGUCUUCUGGCACUGGUUUUAAACUUUGUUUUUCUAGCUUCUGGCUUCUUUACUAACACUGCAUGGACGUCAACUGUGAAUGCACCAGCUUCCCAAUGGGCUAUUUUCCCCAGAUAGGAGGGAAUCUGUACCCCUUCCUUUCAAUUGAAAGUUCAGUUGAUCAUAGGCGUUGGCCAAACAUUCAGACUAAAUCAGUGUUGUAAAUUGAUUGUGGUAAACUACCGAUUUAUUUGGUUUAACUUGGUUCUUUUAUAUGAAUUCUUUCCAAUCUGCCUCAAAAACUAUGCCGAAAAACACACACAGAGAUUAAAUCGCACUUCCCUCCUCCCUGCAUCCGCAUCGUCAGUAUUCCACCCUCAUUUGAAAGAACAAGAUUCUUCCACUUUUGAUUUGAAAAAACACCAGAGAUGUGUGUGAGAUUUGAAUGUAGGUUGACAUUACUGUAGACAACAGCGUUGUUUUUUCUUGAGAGCCUCUUUUUGUGGGCGGGAGUGGCAGUUGGUUUUAUUUAUCUAUUUUGGAAUAAGACAAACUGCUGUGUACAGCCUUACUAAGCACUGACUGUUUCAAACUGUUGGGUGCUCUGCCUGAAAAAGGCCUUUGUAAGCCAUUCAGUGAUGUAACCAGAGGAUACAAAGUCGUUUCCAUCUCUUUUCAUCUCCAUUGCAAUUUCUUCCUUCUUCAAGACAUCUGAUCAAUGGAAAUAAUCUACUGUGCAGGUCUUUCUGACAAUAUGCUCGAGUUCUACCAGUCAUAUGAUAGGACUGGAAUUAUCUUUGUACACUUCUGGAGAAUCAGAUAAUGUGAGGGUCUUAAUGUGUUAAGGCAAGACGGAAUCUGAUCUCAAUCUUGAAGUUGUGCUUUUUUUUUAGAUGAUGGUUAUGGUACAACUGUGGACACCUUUCACUGUAUAAUCAGUUUUUUAUGUAUUUUUUUUUAACUUUUCAAGUUUGGUGACACUUUACAAAAAGGGUGCAUUCAUUUAACCAUUAAGUUAACCAUUAAUUUACAUUAGUUAAGCAGUAUUCAGCAUGAUAAUAUAGGGUAAGGGUUAGGGUUAGCAUUAACCCUAACCCUAUCAAAUAAUAUAUAAAUUAAUACCUUUGUUAACAUGAACAACAUAAGAAAACAUGAACACCAUUACUAAAUGUUUACUUGACACAUAAUCUAAUUGUUAGUUAAUGAUUAUUACUGCAUUAACUAAUUUCAAUUGAUGGUUAAUCACCCUUAUUGUAAAGUGGAACGUAAGUAUUUAUGAAUCUGGGCCACUGGAAUGAUGCACAUUUUCUUCUUCUAAAUGUGUGUGUGUGUGUGUGUGUGUGUGUGUGUGUGUGUGAUUUUGUUUCGUUUGCUGUUGAGAGUGGAAAUCAUUCCGUUCUCAGAUAUUUAAUUAAUAAACUCCUUUGUUUGUGCUGACAAA
Molecule: messenger RNA, 5228 nt
Organism: Gadus macrocephalus (Pacific cod)
Lineage: Eukaryota; Metazoa; Chordata; Actinopteri; Gadiformes; Gadidae
Gene: amer2
Product: APC membrane recruitment protein 2
Exons: 1
Coding region: 366-2684 (772 amino acids)
Biological process (GO): regulation of canonical Wnt signaling pathway
Cellular component (GO): plasma membrane
Molecular function (GO): beta-catenin binding; phosphatidylinositol-4,5-bisphosphate binding
Source: RefSeq, a predicted model, not a curated record